Penicillium cataractarum is the source of this 3537-nucleotide messenger RNA. RefSeq names its product tetratricopeptide repeat protein. The transcript has 7 exons. Gene Ontology annotation, molecular function: protein binding. The record is from RefSeq and is a predicted model, not a curated record. Lineage: Eukaryota; Fungi; Ascomycota; Eurotiomycetes; Eurotiales; Aspergillaceae. The coding region runs from base 1 to 3537 and encodes 1178 amino acids.
AUGAAGCAUCAAGAGGAGGACGCAGAUGGACCAGGCCAAGAAACUGUAGGCGGCAGCUCUCUGACGACUACGACCCCGACCACCGGCCACUCUUCUCUUAAUUUGAGCAGUGUGGUCCAGCUGCGUCCCGAUCCCAAUGACGGAAGCAUGGUUCAAACCAGUGUAAUAUCGGUCCCGGGAUACCAGACGCCUCCAGUUCGCAAGUGGGGGUUGCGCAAUGAGCUUGAAAGCGCGGCGCUCGCCGUGGACGCGCUCUCCCGAUUGCAUAUCUAUAUCCACCGGCCGGCAUUUGAUGAGGAAGACGUCUUCUCGUGGGAGAAGUUCCUCGCGGCCGGAAAUGAUCUGGCGGAAGAUGUCGCGCGACUCUCUACGGAGGUACCAGAGUCCUGGCCCAGAUAUAGCCUUAUGAACCACGAAUUAACAUCCUCUGGGCAGUUUCCCGAACGGCCGAUUAUCUUCAUUGCACAUUCUCUAGGAGGGGUUCUGCUGAAGAAGGCACUGCUAUUAACGCAUCAAAACAUCCAUGACAAACGAUUCAAGCUUGUCGUGGACUGCCUCUCUGGGAUCUUGUUCCUGGGCACGCCACAUUGCGGCACCAACGACGAUGACACCCUGCUCCGUCACAACCGAGUCCUGCAUAAUUGCGCCAAAUUCGCCAUGCAGAGACGCUCGUCCCGACUACCAGCAAAGGACGUCUUCCAGCUCGCUAACCUGGCCGCAACCUUUCAACAGAUCGCUACGAUCCCCGUCCUCUCCGUAUACGAAACACACUAUCAACGGACCGCCCACCGCUCACUGACGAUUGAUAUGCCCCAGGUCCUAGUGGACAAGGAGACGGCCACAGUUUCCGCUCAGAUAGAGCAUUUUCUGGGCGUGCACCUCUCGCAUAUGGAACUAUGCAACCUCUCGAAGCUUCGAGACCAAACCUACUCCGCGCGAGAGUUCCUCCGUUCCUUACUCGAGGCUAUCUCCACAAGCAGAAGACCUUCGGAUGAGCCCAGCAGUUCAGGUUAUGACCCGCUCAAUCCGUUAAAUCUGGCCGAUAUCGAACCUCCCGAAAGGAUUCGAGGAGCAUCACUCCACGGCGAUGUGCGCACUAUCGGCUCGUCCAGCGAAUCCAUUCGAACCAGCCAACGACUCCCUCGUCGCCUCCGCCACGUCCCGUCCAACUCGGACCGCCUCCUCCAGUCGCGGACGUGCCGACUCCCCUGUUUCUCCCUGGCGAGCUACUCGCGUAAUGCCGACUUCAUCGGUCGAACAGGGGUCUUCUCACGAAUGGACAAAUACCUCCUUCCACGCCCCCCGCCCACAGACACGGGUGAUGCCCAAACCAGUCGCGUCUUCUCCCUCUGUGGCAUGGGCGGGGUGGGCAAAACCGACCUCGCAAUCGAAUACGCCUACACCCGCCAGGACGCAUUCGGCGCGGUCUUCUGGCUCGAAGCGGGCGGCGUCUCGCAACUCAUCUCCGACUUCGCUGGCAUUUCCAUCAAGCUGGGACUCGAAAGCCCGGAAGAAGCGCAGGAUUUGGAGUCCAGCCGCGCCAUCGUGAAAGCAUGGCUGAACAACCCGUCCAAAACGCCGAACAGGACGGGUGACCCCAGCCAGACCAAUUACUCUUGGCUGCUGAUCUUCGACAAUGCGGACACCCUUGAUAUCAUCGCCGACUACAUCCCCUACUAUGGAAACGGCUCCAUCCUGAUCACCAGCCGGGACCCCUUCGCUAAAACCCACUUCUUCUCCAACGGACAGGGAAUCGAUCUCGAACCCCUCCCGACUGGGGACGCGGCGUAUCUUCUCCGACGGCUGACCAAAGGCACCGACGAAACCCCGGAUAGGGAAGAGCACCAAGCCUCCGUGAAGGUCGCGACACAGCUCGACGGGCUACCGCUGGCCAUGACGCAAAUGGCCGGAUUUAUCCGCCGUCGGCACCUGACCAUCAGCGAGUACGUCGAGCUAUAUGCGUCAGAUGCGCGAUAUGCCGAUGUGCGCACAAUUGGGAACCCCAUGCAGGAUAACCGAUACGGCCACACGCUAGCAACGGCGUACAGCUUCGAAGGGCUCGGAAAGCAUUCCACCAGGUUGCUGAAAUCGCUGGCGUUCAUGAACCCAGAUCGCGUCCAGGAGGAGAUCUAUCUGGGUGCGCGACGACUGGGAAGGCCUGAGGACGGUGGUGACGACGGAGAGGGUCGAGUGUGGACGGCGCCGGAUUUCGAGAGCGCCCGGUACGAACUCCUUGGUUCGUCGAUCAUCAAGCGGAACAUCGACAAGAAGGAGCUCUGGAUCCAUCGGGUCAUCCAGGCCGAGGUGCGGGCACGCAUGGACAAACGGACGCGGUACGAGACCUUCCGGCAAGUCCUGGCGUUGCUCACCAAGGCGUGGCCGCCGGGAGAUCUCUGCAGUCAGGCGAGCGAGCGAUGGGCCAUCUGCGAGAAGCUGUUCCCGCAUCUGGAACGGUUCUACCAGAUUUACAACGAGCAUGCCACAGACUGGGGGAACUUCGAGAUCGAUCCCAUCUUCCCGACGCUCUUGAACGAAGCAGCGGUCUACCUCCACGAACGGGGCUUCUCCCACGAGGGCAAGAUGUAUCUCCAACUCGCUCUUGACCUAUGCGAACGCGGGAACAUCACCAGCGAGCCACUCAUCAGCGACAUGCAUCUCACCAUGGGGGCGCUAUGCAACGAAACCAACGAUGCGGAAGGCUGUCUCGAGCACAACAUCCUCUGUCUGGCUCUGCGUAAGGCCGAAUCGGUACGGAAAAAGACCCCCGAUCUGCGCCUCGCAUUCGCCCACAGCCAGAUGGGCAUCGCGUACAUGAUGAUUCGGAAGUUCGCUCUCGCCACGGAGUACUUCAAGCAGUGUGUGGAGAUGCUGAAGGGGCUGGAAGUUGACGUCGACGAGUUUGGAUUCCCGUCGUGUAACCUCGGCCUGGCGUAUUGGGUACAGGGGCAGCACGAGACGGCGGAUCAGGUGCUGACGGAUCUACUACAGCAGCGCGAGGAGCGGCAUGGGAAGUUGGAUCGGGUUUCGUACAAGUACAUCUUCCCCCCUCCCCACGGGACCGGUAGAGUGCUCCAGGCGCUGGGGAAUGUGAAAGCCAGCCGGGCGAAGCAACUCGAGGCGCGGGGGAUGGACGCCGAGGCGAAGAGUCUGUGGGAUGAGGUGUUCUACCUGCACUCGGAGUGUCUGAAACAAUACGAAGCCACGCUGGGGCUGUUCAACCACCGCACCGCUGAUGCCUGUCACAAGCUCGCAGAGUACCAUAUCCGAUUUGGACAAGAUGAUCUCGCACAGGAAUAUCUCGAUCGCGCGCUCGGCAUCUGGGGAGACCGGCAGUGGUUUCGAAACGAGUCCGCACGCUCGUCCUUCCUCCGCGGGACGCAUCUGCAGUCGAUGGGAGGCAAGCAGAAUGUUGAGGAAGGUAAGCGACUGGUCGAGCGGGCAGUCGCACUCCGAAAGCAGAUCUUGCUGGAUAAGUCAGGUAAGAAAGACCUUGAGAUGGAGGACUUUGAUGACUUGGUUUGUUUUUGGUCGAUCUGA